Bombyx mandarina (wild silkworm) is the source of this 5174-nucleotide messenger RNA. Its product is annotated as kinesin-like protein CG14535. The record is from RefSeq and is a predicted model, not a curated record. Gene Ontology annotation, molecular function: microtubule motor activity; ATP binding; microtubule binding. NCBI's taxonomy places the organism in Eukaryota, Metazoa, Arthropoda, Insecta, Lepidoptera, Bombycidae. Gene Ontology annotation, biological process: microtubule-based movement.
GGAGCGCUCGUCCCUUAUAUCGAAGGAGCUUAAACGCGCGUUCGACUUUCGAACUUUUUUUUUUACAGAAUAAGGAUGUUUUAGUUUUCGAAUUUAUUUUUUUCGUUCGGAAUUUUUUGUGUUUAUUGUUUAAAUUUCAAAUUGUGUUCUUAAUUAUUUUUUUUUUGUUUUUUUUUGUUUUUUUGUUUUUGUGUGUUAUGUGUUCGUGUCGUUUCUGCCGGUUGGACGUAAAGUUUUAGUUCCACUUCGAAGACAAUUGUCACGAUGAGUGUCGCCGGCGGGAAGGGGGGCCGGAGGAUCCCCACUCCGAUGCCCCCUCCGAAGGAGAGCGUUCACUACCCCAGGUGUACACCUCAACUCGUGUGUCCUGACGCCUCGUAUAAGUUGAGCCCACACGAAAUGGAAGCUUUAAAUGCGGUGAAAGCAACCGCUCCGAAAAUGGACCGCAACGGUUACUUCUUCUACGUGGCUUCGACCGCGAAAAAAAAGAAAAUCAGCCUAAUGCAACCGAAGCCGCCGCGAGUGGCCUUCAUGGAGGAUAAACGUCGGCCGGGCGCGGCAGAAAGGCUGGCAUCCAUCAGUGCGGCUGAGAACGUCGCCCCGUACGGUACAGGGGGCUCUAUGACGCAACGGGGCCCUUCGCCGGCGCCACGCGCGCGUUUAUACACGCAACUUGAAAGUUAUCAACCGAAAUAUCAUACGAUACGUGACAGUGGCGUGAGGGAUGAGUGCCGGAGGCGAAGGAAGGAUAGGAUUACUGGAUACCCCCAGCCCGGAAACAGGUCAUCAUCGACCAAGUGCAGCAGUGGUGGCUCUCCUCAUAGAGAAAGACGUAGGCGUGAUGAAGAUUCUUCCAAUGGCUUUAGCGCAGCACUGCAUCGCGCGGCACCACCACCUCCUCCCGGCUUGCUACGGAGGCUCGGAGUGAAGGAAACAACUGGAGUUGGAAAGGUAAAAGUGAUGCUGCGGGUCGGAGCGUCCGGAGAUGGUCCUUUCACGAGCGGCAACCAGACCUUCGCCAUGGACAAGCGGAAGAAACAAGUCAGCCUAUGCGAAGCAACGUCGGCUGCUUCAGCUCCUGAAGACAGAAAAGUCGGAGUGACAGCUCCCAAGAUGUUCGCCUUCGAUGCUAUUUUCUCGCAAGACGAUCCACAGACGGAGAUAUGCUCGAGCGCCCUGACGGACGUGAUUCACGCAGUCAUCAACGGUACCGACGGAUGCCUCUUUUGUUUCGGACACGCGGGGCUUGGUAAAUCCUACACGAUGCUGGGUCGGCCGGACUCGACACCGAAUCUCGGCGCGAUACCGUGCGCGAUCACAUGGCUGUUCCGAGGCAUCGCAGAGCAGAGGCACAAGUGCGGCACAAGAUUUUCCGUGCGAGUUUCGUGCGUGGAACUCUGCACAAAUACAAAUCAAAUACGAGAUCUGUUGGCGCCAUAUCAAAAUGAUACGGAGCAAUCUCCAGGAGUCUACCUUCGAGACGAUCCUCUUUUCGGUACCCACCUCCAGAACCAGUCAGAGCUUCGAGUUCACAGCGCAGAAAAGGCUGCAUUUUAUCUGGAUGCGGCUCUAGCUACAAGGGGGAUUAAAGAAGAGGGAAAAGAUAGCCAUUUGCUGUACACUCUACACGUUUACCAAUACAGCGUUGGAGGGAAAGGAGCAGUGGCUGGGGGUCGAAGCCGUCUUCACCUCAUUGACCUUGGAAACUCUGAACGUGGAAAAACGAAUGGCGGCAUUCCCCUUUCGGGAUUAGGAAACAUUCUGCUUGCUAUUUUUAACGGUCAACGACAUCUCCCUUAUCGGGACCACAAUCUAACUCACGUACUAAAAGAAUGUUUAGGUUCUCUGACAUGUCACACUGCCAUGAUAGUCCACGUGUCUCCUAACGUCCAAAACUACUCCGAUACAUUAACUACUCUACAAUUAGCUUCAAGAAUACACAGAUUAAGGCGUAGAAAGCUCAAAUACUCUUCGAAUAACAAUGCUGGUUCUGGUGGAAGUUCAGGCGAAGACGCUUCAAAACCGAGCAGCAGCGAACCUGAUCCAUCGAGUAGUGAUUUAUCAGCUGACACAGUAAUAUACGUGGGUCCUAUGGACGAUGCUACCGAUGGUGAACAUCCUCCUGUUUAUAUUCCUCAUAUUAACUCUGGAGACAACAGAUGUAUCCUUAGCAAAGCUUUAAGAGGCUCUGCAGCAGAGCAAAAGCAUAAGUCUUCAUUAUCGAAGGUGGUUGAAGAGAAAAGUCCCAUUCAUAAAUUACACUCGUCUCCUAAAGCAUCUCCUUUGAAAACUAUACAGCCCGGUCAUACACCGAAACCAUCUCCCGUUCAUUCAGUUGCUUCAAAAUCGACUCCUUUAAAAAAAGCUGCUCCAAAACAAUACGUAGAAGACACUAAAAGUACUAGCGAUGAACAGUGGAUAGACGGGCCAAGGAUAUCGAAAUCGAAAUUGGUUGAGGCGAGACAUAUUAUCAAGGAGACCCAAAAUAAGAAACGUGAAACUUGGAUUGAUGGACCGAUGCAAGAACCCAAACUCCCGCCACCAUUUGACCCCUUAGCAAUUCAACCCAAUACGAUACCCCUUCAAGUUGGAGUGCUAGGAGUUCACGGCAGUGAAAACAUGGGUUAUGGAUAUAUGGAUAGCCACAAAAAAAAUAUGAUUCGAAAAUGGGUCGAAAAUCAAACAUCACAAAUCCACAAGUCCAGAAAUAGCUCGCCAAGUCACAAGAAUCAUAAAGAUAGCAUUAAGACCGGAGAUGAAUCUGAAACUAACAGAAUGGAAAUAAAAGAAAGUGUCAGACGAGCUCAUGUCGAAGAAUCUACGAUUAGAACCGGCUUGAAGGCUGGAUCAAAAGGAAAUAUGAUUGAAGAAGAAAAUUUAGUAUCAUCGGAACAAAAUGUAGUAGUGAAAAAAUCUAACAGCAAUAGUUCCAAAACAGGAAGAAAUGAUGUUGACGAAGACGAUGAUAGUGAAGAAUUAGCAGAAAUACCCCCAGCUUUGCCAUUGAUUCAGCCCAGCAGUCUGAAUAGUCGAGAAGUGUCCAUGGAGAGCUUAAAUAGUAAAUACAAGGAAAGAUUAAGAAUGGACGACGAAAUGUUGUCUAAUCACAGUAGAGAAAUUGAGAUUCACGGCAUGAGUAGAGGCCAUGAAGAUGAUGAUGAAGAUGAAUUUUUAGAGAUCAUAGAAGUAGAAGAGCCUCUGGAGCCGGUUCCGAUGCAGGACUGCUGCCUCCAAGUCACUGAGGAAGAUAUCGCUUUGUGUAUGGGAUUUGAUAACACUUUACCCGGCGACCCAGACGAUGAGGAUCACCCUCUCAGGAUACUCAGUCAAGAGAAUCUAACAGUUGCUUCAACAUUUACGGACACUUUUUCCUUAUACAGCGAAGUAGAAAGACAGAUCAGAAAAGAAGCAUAUUUAAGGCAAACCAUGGAAUUUUAUACUGAAAACUUUACAAGCGAUCAGCACCUCGGCGAUCUGAAUCCACAUGAAAGCUUACAUUCCUCGCGAUCUAGAAUAGACGACUACAUAAACGAUAUUUACGAAUCCCGACGAAUGAUAGAACACGAUGAAAUGAUAAAUACUAGAAUCGCACCUCAAUUCCAAUCCAUAUCACUGUGUAAUGUACGUGAUACUGAUGAUUAUCACGGCGAUGGUUCUGUAUAUAGUGAACCAGCAUAUCGUCCUAGUGAUAAGAUUUGUGAUAGUUGCAAACGAACCAUGUCCAGGCCAGGGAGUGCUGUAGGUGGAGCUUAUCACGAACCAGAUGGAUCUCACAACGACUGCUACGGGCCAUUCGAAAGGUACAGAGGCAACGACAUAACUGAUGCAAGAAUCGCAUCUCUAAGACACCCAGACGGUGCAUCCGACCCUAACUUGCGAGAAGAAAAACGAAUACCCGGAAACGGGGCGUGUACUUUUAAAGAACUAAAAUCUAAUUUGCAUUUGGAGGUGUCCCCUCCAGUUGUGACAACCGAACCUCGAUCCGAGAAACAUGAAAAGGGCGAUAAAUGCGUAGCCAGGAUAGUUGCCGGAUCGAAACCGGACGGAUACGAUAGCGGGCAUGAAUCAACUCCAAGAACCGGAAAACACAGUCCGGCCGCCACCUCGAGACGAGCCGAAUCCGGUUACGACUCUGUUCCAAGAGACUCAGACGCGUCAUCCUUAGACUCAUACCCGACUAGACGAGCCGCAGUCGCACGGGCGCACGCUAAAAAACACACCACAGCGAAAUACAAACAGCACAACGAUCGUUCAUUCUGCUCGUGGCUAAGGAAUCCGUUCACGUGCAAAUACGCUGACACCGAUCCAGAAAUCAGCGAUUUUUAAUUCCCUAUUUACAUAAUAUCAAUAAUCUGAAUUAGUCAUUACGUAUCAUUAAGCUACAUUACCGAAUUUAAUCUGGAGACUGCUUUUGUACUCGUGUUUAAUGUGGAUAGCUUGGCGCUGUACUCAUGAGGUUACCACUGUAUUUUUCUAUAACAAUAUCUGCUUCUGUGCUACAACGAGGAAUUUUAAUGGCUUCGUUCAUUGUAAAUAUAGAUGCAACGGAUUUUAAACUCGUUGCUCUCCGAGUUCCGGCUCAUUUUGUACUUUUAUAUACUCUCUUUUGAUAAUCUCAGUUUGAAUUCAAUUUUUACACUCGAUUCUUAACUGUUUAUAAGUUUUUUUUACAUCUCAUAGUCUUCCUCCGUCUUCCCUUUCGUUUAUUCGCGAAAUGAAUACUUGAAGUUCUUAAGUAUAUCCUUAAUAAUAUCUUUCCAAUCUGUCUGCAAAGCUGUCUUUUCUAUCAAAAUGAGCAACAAACACGAUAGCUAUUUGUCAAUAAUAAAAAUGUAUUCGUAACAUCAUAAUUCGAUCAUUGAAUGAUUUUCAUUGUAAGAAUCAACGUUAUCAUUGUAGUGUAAAAAUAAAUGCUAAAAUGAUUUUCGUAACUCUUAUUUUUACUGCAUGCGUAGUAGUGAAGUUCCUUUAUGUAAUAUUUAAUGUUGAUUUGUUACGAACACUUGUAAAAAGACACUUGCAAGGGCCAUAGCUUUACGGGGAACGUUGUAAAAGUAGUGAAUUGACGUAAUAUCGCUUGUUACGUCAAUGUUUUUGUUAUAGUACUAUUAAUAUUGAAUAUAUGUAUAUCCUAAAUUUUAUUCUACUAUGCGUUCGUAUUAGUUUACAAUAAA